AUGACUGAUGCAAGUAUAGGUGAAUCAUCUCCACUAGUUUUUCACAUAUCUGGUAUUUCACCUAAAACAGAUAAUCGAACAUCAAUGCAAAAACGAUUUGCUGUUUGGUUCAUUCUAAUAGCUGUUGCUUUUGAAAGAUUAGCAUUUUUCUCAUUAGUUGGUAAUCUUGUUCUUUUCCUUUCAUCGAAUUCUAUUCGUUGGACAUCAUUUCAUAGUAUAAUUGCUUCAUUAAUUUUUUACGGUACAAGUUAUAUAUCAACACUUGUUUUUUCUUGGAUAAGUGAUGCUAAAUUAGGUCGUGCAAAAACAAUUCUAAUUGGUUUUAUUUUAUAUAUUAUUGGUUAUUUAUUCAUUCAAUUAUUUUCAAUAGCUGAAAUAUAUGAAACAUUAUGUAAUGGACCACCAACUUAUAUGGAUGAGUCAACACCAUAUUUCAAAGAAAAAUGUAGCACUCAAAUUACGGUCGUACUUAUUGUCACUGCAAUUGGUGUAGGAGUAGUUCAAUCAAAUAUGGCUGUAUUUGGAGCUGAACAAAUUCGAGAAAAAACACUUACAACACAAUAUUUUUAUAAAUAUUAUGUUGCUGUAAAUAUAGGCUCUCUUCUUGCAUUUGGUAUAAUUGCUUAUGUGCAACAGAAUAAAUCCUAUUUUAUAAGUUAUUUAAUAUCAACUAUAUUACUGGUUGUAACUUUGAUAGUUUUUAUUAUUGGACAUAGAUGUUAUAUUCAUAUAAAACCACAUGAUUCUGUAAUAACUAAUUUUUUUCCUGUUUUAAUUAAUGCAUUUCAAACAUGGUAUAAACAUCGAUACUAUAUUCGUAAAAUGUCUAAUGAACUUAGACCUUCCAAUGAAUCCAUGUUUUCAAAUGAUCAAUAUGAAAAUAAUAAGGAUCAAAUAUUGUUUAAUAUGAAUGAACAACCAAUAUCAUUUUUUGAUUAUGCUAAAGGAACAAAUAAUGGUCGAUUUCCAGAUCGUAUUGUUGAUGAUAUUAAAUCACUUCGACGUAUUAUUGUAAUGUUUCUACUUUUAAUACCCUAUUGGCUUAUAUAUGUGCAGAGUAAUACAACAUUUAUUAUACAAGGUGUUCAUAUGAGAAUACCACUAUUACAAUCACACAUUAAUCAUAUGCCUGUAGUUUGGCUUUCUCUUGGUGAUCAAAUAAUAAUCAUUCUUGUUAUUUUGAUUUUAAACACAUGUGUACAUAAACGUCUUCAUAUUAACAAUCGACCCUUUUCAAUCAAAAUACGUAUGAUUAUUGGUAUGAUCUCAGCUACACUUUCUAUGUGUAUAACUGGUAUAGUCGAGAUAUUUCGUCAAAAGAAAUGCGAUUCAUCUUUUCAACAAACUAUUGGUAUUUACUCGAUAAUGACAAAUUCAUUCGCUUUUAUGUUAUCAGUGAUCUUAUUUUAUAUCAUAGGUAAUGCAACUUAUUACGCUGCUGAUAUGUCGAUAUUUUAUCAAUUUCCACAGUAUAUAAGUAUAGGUCUAUCUGAAGUAUUUGCUUCAGUAGCUAGUUUUGAAUUUGCUUAUUUGGCUGCGCCUCAAUCAGCUCAAUCACUUGUAAUGAGCCUUCGUUUUUGUUCAGUUGGUCUUUCAUCAUUUUUGGGUUCUGCAUAUAUAAGUAUAUAUGAAAGUGCUUAUGAAAAUUUUACAGUAACAAAUUUAGAGUGUAAAGAUUCUGAAAAAUCUGAAUUAUUUUAUAUUUAUUUUUUUAUUCUUGCUGGUAUUCAAUUAAUUUUUAUUUUUAUUUUUCUUGGAUGUGAUCGUAAAUUUCAAAUACUCAAAGCUUCACAACAUCGAUUUAAUACACGUUUAUUUAUAGGAACAAAUUCUAGAACAUCAGAUGUUUGA
This is a messenger RNA of Rotaria sp. Silwood1, 1851 nucleotides long. Lineage: Eukaryota; Metazoa; Rotifera; Eurotatoria; Philodinida; Philodinidae. The record is from the annotation of a GenBank genome assembly.